CUUGAAUCUUGCCGUCACCUGCAUUGAAAAGGUAACUGAGGGGAAAGAAGUAUCGACAAUGUUUAGCUUUCAUAAACCGAAGGUAUACAGGUCUUCCACGGGCUGUUGCAUUUGCAGAGCAAAAUCUAGCAGUUCACGGUUUACAGACAGCAAAAAAUAUGAAGAUGAUUUUAUGGACUGCUUCCAACUCCAUGAGCGUCGCUCAGGAGAGAUAUGCAAUGCAUGUGUGUUAUUGGUUAAGAGAUGGAAGAAAUUACCACCUGGCAGUGAAAGGAACUGGAGACAUGUUGUAGAUGCCAGAGCUGGACCCGGUACAAAAUCGCUUACAAAAUUCAAAUCAAAAAAUAAAAAGAAACUGAAACAAAAAGGAGAUACAUCUCAAAAAUUGGAAAAACUCAUUAAGAAGAAGCAUAUCUACUUAAAGAAUGAUCGUUCGGCUCGUGAACAAAGUCCAGGAAGUUUGAGUGAUGAUGCCACAGGUGACGAUUUCAUAACAGAUCUCAGCACACUCAGUAGAGCUCAAAGUCUGGCACCAAGCCCAACUCCAAGUGAAGAGAUUGUGACAACAACUAAGCAUCGCAACAAGGCUCAUUCUCCCCACCGACGUGAGAAGGCUGCCAAACGUCGAUCGGCACUUUCACCAACUAUCAGCAGUUUCCUUGACAUGACAUUUUGGAAAAGGGAGAAAGUAUGCUGUGGCACAAUUUUCAAAGGGCCUUAUGGUGAAGUCAUUGUUGAUCCUCGAUUUCUGAAGCCGUGCCAUGGCUGCAAACCAAAGCAGCGUGCAGAAGUACAAUCAGUAGCAGGAAAAGAACCUGGGUCUUCUGGUGCCCCAGAAUGCAGUAAGAACACUGGUGGUCCCAAUAAGCUCACCAAAUCCUACAGUGAUUCUUCAUCAGAUUCAGGGUAUGAUGAGUCAUCAAACCAGGGACCUGAAGCAGUGCGGUCCCGUAGAACUGCUUCCCGUGAAGAUGCUGGAGUUCCAAGCAAUCCUCUGGCGGAGUUUGCCAUUCACGCUGCAAGCCGCUGUCAACAGAAUGUGGCGAGCUCAGCUAAUUAACGAAAAUUUUGUUUAUAGUUUAAACUUAAUUUAUUGAAAUAUUGAUGUUGUAUGUACUUGUCUAAGGGUGAAACUGUCGUUCCACAUGCCAUUUUGCAUUGGGUCCAAAAUGAAAACCACAAUCUCAAACUUCCACAUGAGAAAGUUAGGUAUAAUUUCUGUGACUUGAAUACAAACGGCCACAUUAUUUUAAGCUACUAAGAGCAAUAACAGCCUUGACCGAUUACCUGUCCAUAAAUUCACAGCAUAUCAUUAAUUACCCUCUAUGUAAGAGGAAAUAAAAUGUGUCUUCAUAAGAAUACUGCCAUCAUCUACUAUCUGUACUUUGGUAAAAUUUUACAGGAAGAAAAUUGACUUUUUUAUAACCAGUUCAUAAAUGGAAAAAAUUAAAAUGUUGAUACCAUGACAAUGUUAUAUGACAAAUAUUUGAUCUUUAGCUUUGCAUCAUUGUCCUCAAAGAGGAAAGUGAAACUUUCGGUGUAAAUUUGCUGUUUCAGUAUAUCGGUGAGGAAAAGUUUGUUUGCAGUGUAAUUUUUAUGAGUGAAAUGGCAUUUGACAUGAAGCAGAAUUUUAUAUGAGAAAAUUGUAUUUAAACUUGACAUUUUAUGCAUUUAAAUUUUAUAGGUGUGCAGUGUCCCUUUUAAUGUAGCUUCUGUUGUUUAAAACUGGUUUUAGUUAACUACACUAUGGCAGCAGAAAGUUUCCUUUCUAUAAUAGUGUUCAAUACUCAACAAUUUUUUUACUGACAAUCCAACAUCUAGUCUGAAGAGCACUUAUCUUUUUUUAUAUAAAUGUCAUUUUAUUGUUGUGUAAUAAAAUAUAAUUCCUAUAUGUUCAGAUUUGAGACUGAAGUGUUUCAAUGUUUGGUGUCUGGGAAUGAAAUUUUUGAAUCUCUUAAUCACUGAUUCUUUGAUUUUUUUCUGAAACUGAAUGUUUUUCUCUGUUAUCUGUUGUGUGCGUGUAUGUGUGUGUACACGAGUGCGCGUGACUGUAUGUAAUUGGCUCUUUGUUUUCGCUCUUUGAUUAUUCAGUUAUUUAUAUUUGACAUUUUUUAAUAAUUUAGAGACUGAUGACAAAUGAAGGUUAAUGAACUAGUAAUCAAACUGUUGGUUACUGCUGAACUACUGCCAUAGGUUAUAAAUGUGAGAGUCUUGAGAACUCUUCCAAUAUUUUUUCAUGUUGUGAUCUCAUCUUAUUAAAUAUGGAUAGUAUUCAGAAUCUUAAUUUACUUGUCCCACAUUUUGAGGUGCAAAGAAUUGUGGUGUUUGCACAACAUUGAUACCAGAAUGUGCAAAUAAUUAUAAAAGUGAUUUAUUAAGUAUUAUUAAAAUGUUUGGAACAGGUUGCCUGUGUUCCAGCCAGCAGAGUAUUAGUAGCUAUUGACUAUUAAAUACUUUAGACUUUAUUUUUGUUUUUUCUCCACAUUUUAUGUUCAAUAAAUUGUAUUCAGCAUAUAAUUAUGCUCAUUGUUGAAUGCAGUGCUAUUAUUCUUUAAAAAGUUAUGUAUGCAUAUAUUCUCUGAUCUUUAUAUUUCAGUAAUGACUUAAUGUGUGAAAGUGCAAUUCAAAAUCUAUGGUGCCACAUGCUGUUGAUUUGUGUGUAUUUCUACCAAGAAAUCUGUGCAUUACCUUCACCUGUUUAAGGAAUUAAUCAGGAAUAUCUUACUGUUACAAACAGAAAUACUCAUAAAUCACCAGUUACCUUGCAGGCUGAUGUAGAUUGUUCUAUGAAUAUUUAGUAAAAAGCAGUCUUAUGUUAAAUGAGGUUAAUAUUUUUUGUGUAUUAGUAGUAUGGAUUGUAAUGUGUAAAUAUGUGUUGAAAGAGUAAUGUGUGCAUUUGUUUGUAACCUAUAUUGUGAAACAUUGUUCAAGAUUUUCAAAUUAUAUGAGGUGAGUUUAAAGUUUACACCUCAGCUCAUUUUAAUGAGUAAAUGUAAGAAGAAAAAUAAAAUUCUGAAUGUUGUGAUGGCUAUUAGUGACUUUUUGACAAACCAUAGGUUGAUUUAUGCACACUGAUCUCAGGGUUGCAUGUAAAAUGUGUUAAACAGUUUGUUUUUUACAGUUUGCAAAAAGCAAGUUUUUGACUAUGCCAAUUUUUGCAUGUAUAUUGGAGAUAGAAGUUGUAAUAAAAUUAGGAAACCAAUUUUUGUGUACAAACUGAACUUUAAUGUGUAGUGUAAAUUGAAUCCCUUGCCAAAUACUGGAUGACUUUAUAUCAUGUAGAUUGCUAACACUAUUCAUUAUAUUAAAUCUUGAAUUGGAUUUAUCAAUAGUUUAAACAAAUUUGUGUGUUGAUAUAAAUAUACUGUUCUGUAUAUUACAAAUGAAAAAGCAUUUAAAAUAGAGCUAAAUUUAAACAAAGUGAGUUAUUGAUUUCAUGUAGUUAUAUUUGUGAUCAGUUCCCAUUGUUUCAUUAAUCACCUACCAGAAAAAUCUUGUUUUGCUACUAAUGCUUAUAUUUUUUAUCAUACACAUCUCCUGCAUUCACACUGUGAGUGUGUGGUCCAUAACAAAAAUUCUGAUUUAGAAUACAUCAGUGUCAUAACCACUGAAGAAGCUAUGCAUUAUGACCUUUGAAAGUGCUGAGUAUCUCGUAUCUUAAACAGGAAUUAAUGAUCAUUUUGGUAAGUUACUAUAAUAUACAACAAAUGUAUUUUGCUCCAUUUUUGGCAGCCAGACAAAUGAUUUAGUAACCCAGAUUCAUAAUUUUUGUGCUGAAUUAAAUUAAAAUUGUCAUGUUCUUGCCAUAUAUACAUAAAAAUACUGCAGAUGAUAGGUCAUUAAUUACUGCAAGGAUGCAAUUACCUACUUCAUGAUUGGAUAUGGAGAUUGUGCAAUUAAAAAAUUGCCAGCAACUGCCUUUAAAUUGUGUUUUUAUUCAAUUUUGUUUUUGAUAUUUUUCUGUAGAUAUAUCUGUUGUUUCAUGAAACACACAAUUUGCUUUUAAGAAGUUCCACAUGUGUGUGCUAAUAUAUACUGUGGAUAUAUUUUGAGUGGAUACUGAGUAGUCAUUUUGAUUUUGCAAUGAAAAUAUUAUUUUGUAAAGCCUUAAAUUUUUUAUCAUGAUAAAUAUUCUCAUGUAAAUAGUUAUAUUUCACAGUGCUAAUUGAAGCAUCUGUGAAAGUGAACAAUCAUUAUUUUCAAAUUGGCAGUUUUAAGACUUUUGUUUUCAGUUCUUACUUACAUCUUUCGCAUAUCUAAUUAGUGUUUUGGUUAAUAGUAGCACAAAAUAAAAUGAUUGUUUUACACAUCUAGUACAUAUUUGCAGUUUCAACUUAACAGAAAACUGUUCUAAGUUUGCAGUAAAAUUUUUUCUCAGUGUUUAAAUGUAUAAUCAGUGCAAGAGUAGAUAUUUACAAAGCUGCACAGCUAGUCAAAAAUUUACCUUCUGUCAUCAAUCUACUCCUGCAGUACAAGUUAGCAUUUCUUUUCCACAGUUUCUAUUUCCAGGGUCAACUAAAUGAUUAAAAUUUUUGUUCAACUACACAUUGUUAUUAUAUAACAAAAUCAAUUCAUAAGACAUAAAAUGAACAUUACAAUUUUAUAGGAAUGUGAUGAAUGCUGGAGUUGCUAGUUCUCUUGACAUUCAUAUGUAACCUCUCUUCAGUUAUUUCUUAUCUGAUCUAACUAGUAAAUGGUUGUUCAUAGAAUUAGGGGCUACACACAUUUGUACCUGACCAUCAAGAAAUCUGCAUGUAUAAUACUUUAUCCAGAAUCUAUGCACCCAGUCUUGGUAAUUGGAAGUGGGCAAACUUUGUUCUUGAAAGCACUUCUCUUGUUCACCAUAUAAAAAUUGUUUUCUUCAAUUAAUUGAAACUUGAUUGAGGUAUUACCGAUUACAACUAGUGGAAUCAGUCCAAAGAACCAGAAAUACGGAAAGUACAGCUUAACACUGCCUUUAAGAUUUGACUGUGUGUUGGAUGCUUUCCAUUUUCCGAGAAAUUGCUGUGACUGGCUUUUGUACUUCCAGGUUCUAUAUAACCUUGCCUUCAUAAACAUCUAAUCAAAUCAUCACUUGUAUUUUAUGACAAUAGCAGCAACAGAACUGCUCGAACUUUAAAACUAAUUUUGAAACCUUGAGUAAAUUGAUAUUUAUGAGAUUUUUUCCUUCAAGGUUGUUUCAGCCAUUGUUAAUUAAUGCUUAGCACAAAUUUCUAAUGUUUAGCAGGGUAAAAACAAUCUUGAAAAUACCUUUCUGUGAAAAUACAAAAAUGCAGUGCAUGUUCAGAGUUUAAUGCUUUUGUUUAAGGUAUCACAUUACUAAAUUCACUUUUAGGAAAACAACUUUGUAAUGUGAAAAUGCAUGUAUUUUAAUUUUGGUGAUUUUUGACCACUUUAAAAAUUCAGCCAAUUAAUGAUUUUAGACUGCAGGUUAAUGCUGCACUUUAAUUUCUUUGUGUUGCUUGUACAAGGACAUCAGUACAUGGGUACUUUUUCUUAUUUUUAUUUCACUUGGCUCACAUACUCAUACACAAAAUUGGUGCUGUGAAUAACUUUUUAAUUAUUAAUAUAUUCGAUAAACAAGAAACAGCUGUAUUCCGUGAGAGGCCCAACAUUUAUUUCUGGAGUAGGGUGCAGUGGGCUGUUACUCUGGGUAAACCUUCUAAGAAUUUUUGUCAUUAUGGUCUUGUAGAUAGUAUCUCUAUUUCUUCUGUACAUGUUGUACUUCAGUAUUAGAAAUUCAUCAGUACUGUAAAGUCUCCUUAGUUCAGUGUGUCCCUCCAACAAUACGCAGAUAAAAAUACUAAUUUAAUGUGACUGAUAAAUAUUCAUUUGUAUGGCUGUCAUGUAAGCAACUGUGUUCCAUUGGUAAAUUAAAUGCUGACAUGUUCUUGCUCACUGUUUUGUACCUCACAUUUUAUAAGUAAAUAAUGGGAAUAUAGUAUGUAUAUAGUAAUUUAAGAAAAAUAUCCGAUCAAUUGCAGAUCAGAAAGAGUGAAAUUCUAAUGUGUUCCAAUGGAAUAUUCAUAACAACCUAAGCAAACUUAAUUUUAAAUAAAAAAUAGUAUUCUUCAGUGGGUAUUGAUACUGGAAAACUGAGUUAAAUUGUGAUUGUUUGCUUUACAUAUAACUUAUAACUUAAUUUGUGAGUGAGGGAAUUACUUGAUAUUCUUCCAUAAUUUCUGUAAUCCACAUCUCCUAAAACUUUUAGUGAGUGUUAUGUUGCUCCCUGAACCUCCCUCACUCUUUGGCCAACAAUACGUGCUCUGCUGAUUCUUUGUUCUUGGUCAUUGUCUGAAGACAGGUUCCCUUCCCCCCCCUCUCUCUCCCACCCCUCUCUCCCUCCCCCCCCUCUCUCUCUCUCCCCUCCCCCCUCUCUGUCUCACUCUGACUGAAAUACUGUGCUGUCAUUCAUAUUUUUUUAACUUAAGUAAAAAUUAAAAGGCUGUUCACUUACAGUGUGAUCUAAAGUGUUUACAGUUAUGAACUCUUAAUUAUUCACACAUGUCAUGAACAAGCUGUUAACAUUCAUUUAUGAAGAUGUUUUCUCUACUCACAUGCCACGAUUUAGUCAAAUGUAGUGCUCAUUCUCUUCCUACAUGAUACAGGCACAACCAUAGGUAUUCACAUUUGGUACAAAUUGGAAAGUCUGCUGAUGAAAUAUUUUUCAUCGUUCUUAUUUUUAACAGCAUCAUCCAUACAGCUGGUUUAUAACAGCAGGAUUUUGGAGCCAGCAGUUACAUAAUCAAAACAAAAUCAGUAUUAUGUGUGUGUCUGAGAAACUGCCUUUUGUAGUUGCUGUACUUUGGUCUUAGAUUUCAUAUCUUGAAAGUGUCUGUGUAGAGUAAUGUAGUAACUCAGUAUUUUUUUUUUUCUGUGCUCAUAAUGCUAAAGAUUUUUGUGAUAAUUUAAUGAUUUUCAAGACCAAUAUUGGAAUGAAAUACAUGUAAAACUGAAAGACUAAAUGGGUAACAGUGUUUUGAAAUUUUGUACAUCUUCUAGUAUAUUUGCCCAUGAUUUUAUGUGAAAGUGUGUACACUGGUGAUUCUGUGAAUGUUUUAUUGUCCAAACACUGUGUAACUGAUGCAAU
Messenger RNA from Schistocerca nitens (vagrant locust), 7090 nucleotides. RefSeq names its product SIN3-HDAC complex-associated factor. NCBI's taxonomy places the organism in Eukaryota, Metazoa, Arthropoda, Insecta, Orthoptera, Acrididae. Gene Ontology annotation, biological process: negative regulation of cell migration. The transcript has 6 exons. The record is from RefSeq and is a predicted model, not a curated record. Bases 59 to 1060 code for a protein of 333 amino acids.